UGGGGCGUGCUCCUGCCCGAUAACACCCGGCUCGGCACGGCACCCGCGGGGCAGGACAGGACCCUGGCUCCAGGGCAGAGGCCCCGAGGGGACAAGGCCACGAUGCCCAGGAGGGCACGGCCGCGCCCGGGCGAGAGCUACGAGGAGAGGAGCGAGCGGCGGCAGGAGGCGCGGGAGCGGCUGCGCUGCAGGGACGGCGGCAGCUCCUGCCGCCCCCCGCGCCGGCCGGCCGCCAGCCCCCGCCAGAGCGAGUUCCUCAGGAGGAGGAACCUGGCGGCCGAGGCCGGGGAGAGCCUGCCGGGACGCGAGCCCGAGGCACCAACCCCGCCGGACCCCUCCUCACGGCUGGAGCCCAGACCGAGCAUCCCGCUCCAGCACCCGAGGAGCUGCCCCACCUUCCCCCCUGCUCAGUCCCUGCUGAGCCUCAGCAUCCCCCGGGGACCAGGGGACUCUGUCCGCACCCAAGGAACGCAGACCCUCCCAAGGCCAAGCUCAGGAGUGACAGACUCGAGCCAGCAGACAGACUGGGGAAUAGCAGUUUUAAAUAAGGAAAUGGUGCAGCUCUCCAACUACCUGAAGGAGGCCCUGCACCGCGAGCUGCUGCUCAAGCAGAAGAUGGUGAUUUUACAGGAGCUUCUGUCCACGCUGCUCCAGGCCUCAGAGAAAUCCUGGCAGGGUCAGCUGAACGAGGACAAACUGAGGUGUAAACUACGGGUGCUGGAAAAUCAGCUUCAGGCCUGCACCCAGAGUUACUCAAAGGAGUGUGUGAAGAAGAUCCUGAUAGAGAUGGAGGACCAGAAGCAGACCUAUGAGCAGAAGGCAAAAGAGGCUCUCCAGAAGAUGCUGGAGGACAAACUUCUAACAGAGCAGCAGCUGCAGAACUCUCAGAGAAGCCUGGCAGAGAUGCGAGAGGACCUCGCCCUCUGGAAGGAGCACAACGCCACACUCAAAGCCGAACUGACCGGUGUGACCACAGCACACAGCGAGCUCAAAAACAGCUUCCAGGCUUUACAGAGUGAGCUCCAGCGAGCGGACGCGCAGAGCGAGCGGCUGAGCCGGGAGCUGCGGGCGCUGCGGGACGAGCGCACGGAGCUGCUGCAGCGAGCCAGCGCCCUGCGCAGCGACAACGACCGCCAGGCCGGCCACAUCCGCCACAUCCAAGAUAAAUUGCAAAAAGAACAAGAGCAGAAAGUAACACUGGAGGCAACAAUCAGCCAUUUGCAGAACUUGAUCCACAACCAGAACAACCAACAGAAGAGCCAGGAGGUGACGGUGCAAAGGAAAGACCAGGUUUUCACCACACAGACCCCAUCUCUCAUUCCUGCCAAGGAAAAACAAAGUGCUCUGUCAGAGCACCCCGAGGAGGAGGAGGAGGAGGAGGAGGGAACAGAAAGUCUGAAGGAUGAGAUGCAGAAAAGGACAUUCCAGCUCACAGCAAAGGAGAACGAGGUGCCCGAGGGUGCUCGGGCAGAGCCGCGCCGUGCCCGGCUGCGGGCGAAGCGCUGCAGCGGCUGCAGCGGCCCGGCCGCUCCGGGUGUGCGCAGAGCCCAGGGCACCCCUCCUGCUGAGAGCCCCUCGCUGUGCUUGCAGUGCUCGGAGCUGCGCUCGGAGCUGGAGGCGCUGAGCCAGGAGUACCAGUCCUGCCUGACGCGGCUGCGCCAGUGCCGCGACGAGCUCAACCGCUCCCACGGCAGCCAGGCACAGAGACAGCGCGGUCCCUGGAUCCCUCUCCUGGUGGCAGUGGCAGCAGUGGCCAUCGCCGCCUUCCUGGCCAGUUACAGGCUGUGAAGGAGCUCCUUGAUGACUGACUUCACUGCAGGAACUGACCUCUGCUUCACCAAAAGCAACCCGACCUCGCCUCACCUCCUGCUGUUUUCUGUGUGCACACUGGGUUCGUAUCCCGAGCUGGUCUCAGUCCAGCCAGCUCCCGUGAACACGGGGACAUCACCCCUUCCCUCAGCUGCUCUGGUCACUCUGCUCCUGCCCAGUCCCCGAGGCACCGAGGGACAGAGUCCCCUCUGCCC
This is a messenger RNA of Vidua macroura (Pin-tailed whydah), 2024 nucleotides long. It is a transcript of the gene TRAF3IP3, whose product is annotated as TRAF3 interacting protein 3. The record is from RefSeq and is a predicted model, not a curated record. Bases 103 to 1788 code for a protein of 561 amino acids. The transcript is spliced from 16 exons. NCBI's taxonomy places the organism in Eukaryota, Metazoa, Chordata, Aves, Passeriformes, Viduidae.